UACACAUCCCUAUCCUCUCAUUCUUAACUGCUUCAGGAUGCGCUGUUUACUCGUCGCUUCUGUACUCGCCGCCGGCCUCGCUGGCACGCUUGCAACCUCAACACCGCCUCCAUUGGAACGUCGUGGCGACGCCGACAUCCGCCGUUCCCGCAAGACCAUGGGCUUUGGUCCCGAGCAUCCGCAUGCUGUCUUCCGAACAGAUGUUGCCCAGGCCUUCCAACCAGCCGGCUUCCGGGCCUCGGAGAAGCCGCAUCCCUUCGAGAUCGCGAAGAGCUUCGUGAAGACCCUCAUGCCGGAGGGUUCAUCGUUGAGAGACGAGGUUGACAGCUCCGUGGCCUUCUAUGUCCGCCCGGACUCGUACGUCGACAAGAACACCGGUAUCGCGCACGUAUACCUCCGCCAGACCGUGUUCGGAAUUGAGGUUGCGGACGGAGACGUGAAUGUCAACGUGAAUGUUCGGGACGGUCGUGUGCUUUCGUACGGUAGUUCGAUCCACACGAAUGGUCUUCCGUCACAGCUCUUUACCACCCAGUCCGAUUCCGAGCACGUCCAGGACAAGCUCUGCGCCAACCUGGGCACGGAGUACAACUCCAGAUGGUCACAACUCCGUCAACGUAUCGAGUCUCUGCACCCCACUCGACCUGACGGGCAGGACCCGUUGACCCUCGCCGCUAGCGAUCCGGCCGAGCGCCAGCGACUCGAUUCUCUUGCGACCGAGAUACUUGGCCAAGUUCCACAGCUGUUCAGCUCGAACUGUGAUCGCCUUCGCCAUGCUUCUUCUUCCGCCAUUACCCCUCAGUCUGAGGAGGAGAAUCCUCUCUCUGCUCUCCUUGCGUUCAUGCUCCAUGCGACACCCUCCUCCGAGCUCGCCUCCGCCAUUCACUCGUCUCCUCGUAAAUAUCUCGACGGCAUGAUGCUGACCAUGGCCCAUCAUCUGCACAACACAGAUGCGCCGGCGAGCCCAGCUUUUGAGAUCGACGGCGUCCCCGACGCAACUGACAAGGUGCGCGGACGCCUGGCCUGGAUGCAGGUCCCCAAGGCAGAUGGUGGCGAGAUGAGUCUCGAGCUUGUCUGGAAGUUUGACGUCCCGAUGGCCGACAACUGGUAUGAAGCGGCGGUCACCUACAGUGAACCGCAUCGGAUCGUGUCUGUCGUCGACUGGGCCGCAGACGGCUUCGUGGACGCGCCGGUCAACUUCGUUGACUGGUUUGCGCCUUUCCCGAAAGAGCCUCCCACCGAGUUCCCAAGCACACGCGCGUCAGCGGAGUACCUUGUACACGAGUGGGGUAUCAACGACCCGUCAGAGGGUAACCGCACGUUCCAGUAUGAGAACUUCGAUGCUCUCGCCAGCCCCAUCGGCUGGCAAGUUGUCGAGCUCUCGGGCGACCCUGCUACCUCGAGCAAAGGGACUCUAUCAUUCAGGAACACUUCCACGACAUGGGGCAACAACGCCUUUUCUCACGAGAACUGGGAAGGCGAGAACGCCUGGGUAACAAAUUACAGACCCGAGGCCGCUAUUCGCGUUUCGAAGGAUGCCGAUGGGGAGGAGGGCGAGCGCGCCGUUUUCGACUUCACGUACGAUCCCAAGGCUACUGAGCGCUCCGAGUCUAUGCGCGAGGCUCGCAAGUACAUCAAUGCGACCGUUACGCAGCUGUUCUACACCACCAACUUAUUCCAUGAUCUCACCUACCGCUAUGGCUUCGACGAGAUUUCUGGUAACUUCCAGCAGCACAACUUCGCCCGCGGUGGUAAGGGAAACGACGCAGUUAUCACCAACGCUCAGGAUGGCAGCGGGUACAACAACGCCAACUUCAUGACCCCUCCUGAUGGCCAGAAUGGUCGCUGCAGGAUGUACCUUUGGAACACCGCCAACCCAUACAGGGACGGUGAUAUGGAGGCUGGUAUCAUUAUCCAUGAGCUUGCACAUGGCCUUUCCACUCGCCUCACCGGCGGACCGGCGAACUCGGGCUGCCUCGGCUGGGGUGAGAGUGGUGGUAUGGGCGAGGGCUGGGGAGACUUCCUGGCCACCACCAUUCGCAGCGUGAAGGACCGCGUUGCCGACGCCAAGGUUGCGGAGGACGGCCUCGGUGAACCUCGCGACUAUUCCCUGGGUGCUUGGGCUGCCAACACCGAUAAGGGUAUCCGAAACUUCUUAUACAGCUUGAACAUGACUGUCAACCCGUCGACCUACAAGACCCUUGACAAGCCCGGCUAUUGGAGUGUGCAUGCGAUUGGCGAAGUCUGGGCGGAGAUGCUUUGGGUGGUCGAGCAGAAGCUGAUCAAGAAGCACGGUUUCUCGGACACGCUCUUCCCGCCCAAGCCAUAUAAGAACGGCACGGUCCCGCUCGGCGACUUCUACCGCGAGACUCCCGGCGGCACGCUCGUCCCGAAGCACGGCAACACGCUCGCGGUGCAGCUCGUCAUCAGCGGCAUGAAGCUCCAGCCCUGCCGCCCCUCGUUCUUCGACGCGCGCGAUGCCAUCAUUCAGGCAGACGAGCACCUCACCGGCGGCGAGAACUACUGCGAGAUUUGGAACGGCUUUGCGGAGCGCGGGCUUGGUCCUGAUGCUCGUGUCGACGGCCGCACGCCGUGGGGCGGAGGAAUCCGCACCGACGACUUCCAGGCGCCCACGCGCUGUUCCAAGGGGUCUGCGCUCUGAGCCCACCCCUGUCGACGGUGAUGGUACUGCCGACCAGCUCUUUCGGAGUGCCUGCUUCCAUCGUCUGUCGUGGGCUGUCUGGCGUCUUUCCUUGUGUUGUUGCGAUUAAUACAGACGAUACCCCGCCUGUCUACAGUUACUCCAGUAAUCUAGUCUCCCACCGUCCCUGUAGAGGUUGUAGAGCUACCUUCGUCCUUUUUUGUAUACUAGCUCACGUACGCCCUAUAUCAUGACUGUUAUCUGUCGUCUCAUGUCUGGGCUGAGCUCGUGGUAGUAUUGGGCUCGCCCUUCAUAGCCAUGUAAUAGACACACGUGCGGGUAUGUCCUGAAGCUCUU
Molecule: messenger RNA, 2995 nt
Organism: Phanerochaete carnosa HHB-10118-sp
Lineage: Eukaryota; Fungi; Basidiomycota; Agaricomycetes; Polyporales; Phanerochaetaceae
Exons: 4
Coding region: 38-2659 (873 amino acids)
Molecular function (GO): zinc ion binding; metalloendopeptidase activity
Source: RefSeq, a predicted model, not a curated record